Haliotis rufescens (red abalone) is the source of this 7804-nucleotide messenger RNA. RefSeq lists its product as uncharacterized. NCBI's taxonomy places the organism in Eukaryota, Metazoa, Mollusca, Gastropoda, Lepetellida, Haliotidae. The transcript is spliced from 55 exons. The record is from RefSeq and is a predicted model, not a curated record. Bases 97 to 6777 code for a protein of 2226 amino acids. Gene Ontology annotation, molecular function: protein binding.
CUGUAAACAAUAUGGCUGCUGAAACGCUUGACUAAGAUGUAUGAAAAGGACAUUUACCAAUUAUCAUAAUAUUCACCUGGACCAUCUGUGUGAGCUAUGGCUGGAAGAGACCUCUACCCAACCCUGCCUGAUGGGCGGGGCUCAUUUCGAGUUGGUGCAAACAGGCGUGUUGAACUCACAUUGCAAAAGGAAUUGGAUGAUGUUGCCUUCAGGUCAUUAGCAGAAAUCUCCAGCAGAAAGGAGGCUGUUAGGCUUGCACCUCUCACUGAUGAUCAGAUAACUGCAAAGAAACUUCAACCUGAAUUCAAGCCACAGAAAGUUCGCGACAAGAAGAAAACUGUUCCAGUGUUUCAUGAUGAUCUUCAGCCAACUUCAUAUACUAAGGACCACUUCCAGCUGAUUCCCAACAUCCCCCCCUACAACCCCCUGGAUAAGCAUCGACGCCCUGACGUCCCCGACAAGAUGCGAAAAUUUCCCUAUGCCAGGGAGCACACUGUCACUACAGCAGAUUUGAAAAAGGCCCAUGUGUCGUCAGUGGGAGUCGUACCAACAAGAGCAAGUGCCAACUUGGCUGAUCUGAAAGUACUGUUGAAAGGAGCCCCAGCUGUUGCUAGUGUCUUGCAAGGGGAGAUAACUCUGUUAGAAAUGGAGCAAGCAAACCAAGCUACCCCUUCCACGCCCCCUCCACCCUCGACGGACAUCCCUCGCAUCGUCCUCAAUGACAAGAUGUACCGCCUAGAGGAGGACGCCAAGGCGGAUGCGGAGACGAAGAAGAAGCCUGCCAUCUUGUCUCAGACUGGCACCAUACAAAAUGUCAUGUUCAGUGAGAGGCAGAAGCCGCCACCUCGACCAUCCUACCUGAACAAACGCAAGAGGUGUUCUCGUAGGAAUGUCAUCAGCCCAGUUGGAGAGGAUACUGAACCAAGUCGACAGAAGAGUGCUCGCAGCAUCCCGUCCUCCCUGCGCAGUGCCCCCAUCAGCCUGCCUGAUGACACGGUUUACAGCAAGUACGACAAGGCCAUCGAGGACAUGGACACGGACAUGGAGAAUGUGGAGACGGCCGUCGGUGUAUCGGAGGCUGAACUCAAGAGUAGGGCUUCUAGUGUGAAGUCUGUCCAAGCGCUCCUGGAUGAGGCCAAGAAGAUCAGCAGCCCAGACUCAGACCCCCUGUACAAGCAGCAUCUGAAGUCAGCAGACAGGAGGAAGCAAGGAACCCCCACUCCGCGGAGAUUACGCAGCGGCAGCAUCAAGAAGGAGACACGCAAGAGUGCAGGGAAAGGUGAGAAGGUCAAAGGGAAGCUGUCAGCUAGAGAUCCAGAGGAGGAGAGUGGGGGAACGUCCAGGCCACGGUCCGAGCGGUCAGUCGAUGAGAUCAUCUCCUCCCUCAGAGACCAGUCCAGGACGGGGAUCGUGUCGGAUGCUGACCGGAGGAUCCAGGAGAUCAUGGACAGGGUCAUGUCCCGGGCCAGUGCUGUACUAAGUGAUAUAGCUGUGAAUGAAGCAAGUGACAGCCCGGAUGGUCAUCGAGAUGAAGAUGCUGAUAACACAAGGGAGGUAACUCCUCAAACUGGCGACGAGACUUCACCCUCUGUUCCGACUCCUGACAUUGAUGUCAUUCUAGACGCAGAUGACCCUGACCGAGUGAGGGGAGAUCUGAGUGUGCCGGACCGUAUCCCAGAAGAGGAGGAGGACGUGCUUGAAGAUACAUUCCGUGCUGAGGUCCUCCCCACUGAGCAGACGCUACCUCCCCCGGUCAUCCCUGAUGUUCCCCCGCCUACAGCUGCAACCACCACUACACUGGACAGCCUCAUUGAGAUGGACGAGGAGGAGGAGGAGGAGGCUUGGCUAGAGGAAGAACCAGCAGCUGAUGUGGGAGUUGAUAUUCGCCAGGCAUAUGAGGACCUGCUCGCCCCACCCACAGCCACAUAUGAGGACCUGGUGAAGGUGGAAGGUACACAAAAGGAGCUGCAGGAUCGACAGAUCCCCACCCCCUUCACCGGACCACGCCUUCCUGUCUACUCCACCUCUGUGUCCUUCCUUUCCUCAUGGGCCCCGACGACAGAGAGGAAGUACAUGCCGACGUCUGAGGUAGAAGAUGAAGGGGGGAAGAAGAGCAUCCAUCACUUUUGUAAGAUGACAUCCGAGUUCCAGCUGCCCAAACAUUUCCAGAAUGUUGGCCGGAAGUACCACACUCCGGACCAGUUCUCAUCAUCCUUCCCAGCUCAACCCUACAGGUUUGGUGCGAUGGGUCCUGCAAUACCGGCUCCAGGCGCUAUAGAGGAGGAGUCUGUGGAGGAAGAUGAGGAUGAGCGGAUGUCGAUCAUUGCCCAGCGGGUCAUUGAUGAAGCAGGUCAGGUGGGGUCAGAGGACACACUGGAGGCGUGGCAGCAGAGGGCAGAGGAAGUGUUCGUCCAGUGUGACAUCAGUGUAGAUGGUCAGAAGAUAAGUAUAGGGAGUGAUGAGUCUCGGGUCUACUGGAACCCAGCUCCCCCCAAGCUUGACAUCCCCCCGGCCAAGGUGAGGGAGGUGUUGUUCCCAGACUACACGCGAGCAUCACUAGGACCAGAAUCUCAGCAGCUGCAGACCGUGCCCGAGUCCGACUCAGACAGUGAGGUUGAAACUGAGUCUGACGAAAACAUGCUAGACCCAGAAGAUGCAGCUGGUAUUGAGAGGCAAGGGAGUAGGGGGCAGACGUGCAGAGUCCUCCAUCGCCGAUACCACUCUAGUGAGGAUGUGACAGCCUUGGUGAAGGCCCAGCAGGACUGGGAGGAGCUGGUGGUGGCUGGGAAGGUUGACCCCUACAGUGGGAGGAAGAUCCUCACCCCCAGGGAGGUGGAGGAGGGGCCAGGAGAUCCGAAGGGGCCAGGAGAUCCGAAGGGGGACAAAGCUGACACAGCAGCUGGAGAGGAUGAUACUGCGACCCCAGCAACUCCUCACUCUGAGCGUGGUCAGCAGCCGGCAAUUGAUGACAUACUUCCCCUGGUGAUGCCGCUCAGAAGGUCACGGUCACAGCCGCGGAUGAUGGUGGAUGAGGAUGACACAGUGCUGGUCCCGCAGGACUUUAACACAGCUAUGAGGGAGAUCUCGGAGCAGAAGUCCCAGAUCCGUCAGCUGAAGCUGAAUCGACAACAACAGGACAUGUCUCCCUGUAAGGAGGUUGAAGUGCAGGAGGAGGAGGUUGUGGAGGAAGAGCAGACCGAGGCAGACAUCCUCAAGUUACCACAGACUCCUAAAGAGGAAAAAUUGACCCCUGCUGAACUCGCCUUGCUGGCUGGGAGGAACUAUGUCAUUCUGCCUAAAAAAAAGAAGCUCAAGCACAAGGGCCCUGUGGACAUGGCCAGGAUUGAGUCCAUCCAGAGAUUCCUGGCUUCCCCGUCCAGAUCCAUGUCCAGGUGCGGCUCACUGCCUCGAGUCAACAGAGUCAUCGAGUGGGAUCUCAGGGUGCCAAGGCAUGUGAGGUCUCAUCGUUCCAGUCUUCCAAAUAUUCUGGACUUUGAGGAAUACAAGACUCAGAGGAGAUAUGGGUCUAGUGAAGAUGAGAGAGAGUGGGCACGGGGCAUCUGGAAUGUGUGGUUCGACCAGGUUUUUCCGCCAACACCGACAGGGUCUGACAUGGAAGACGACAACUUUUUUGACUUCCAGUCCGUCGCACACACUCACGCGGAGAGCACAUCUGUAUCCAGGGAGGAACGGGCCAAGAAAAGGAAGGAGUCUAUCACUAGUGUGCUGUCAGAGACUAUCGACACCCUGGAGCCGCUCACCGACACUGAGGAGAAUAUAGAAAUUAUUCAGAUUCUGAUGGAAGAGAUUGAUAAGAUGACCGCCCAGAUCGAAUCAACUGACAAGCCCUCAGCAUUUGAUCUGUGUAGACGUGGAGCUCUGUGUAGGAAGAUUGGUAAAUUGAAGAGUGCAUCUUUAGAUCUAGACAGAGCCAUACAGCUGGAGCCCUUGCUGCUAGAUGCCUACUGGCACCGCCAUCUGCUGUACAUCCUUCAGGACAAGAAACAGGCGGCGCUGGAUGACCUCAACUUCAUCAUGAAGAAAAACAAGAGACACGCUGGAGCAUACAGAUCGAUGGCUGAAAUCUAUCGGCGGCAAGAUGAUAUAACCAUGGCAAUUGUGAACUACACACAAGCUCUGAAGCUGAAUCCCCAGGACCAUGAGGCAUUCUUCCGCCGAGCGGAGAUGUAUGAACAGCGUGGUGAGAUGCUGUUGGCCCUGGAGGAUUAUGGGAAGUGUACCAAACUGUUGCCGACACGCACGGAUGCCAUCAUGAAACAUGGGAUGUACUACUUCAAGAACAGAAACUGGAACAAUGCCAUCAAUGAUUUCACCGAUCUGAUCCGUGUUGACCCGCUGAAUGCCAUCGCUCAUCUAUAUCGAGGUCAGGCGUACGCCAAUCAGAAGCUGUGGACCCCGGCUGUGGAGGACAUGUCAGCGGCCAUCCACCUUGACCCCGAGACGUGGGAAGCCUUCUAUCACAGAGGGUGUAUACUCCGCAAAGCCCACCCCAAGCGUGCCCUGCAGGACUACAGCAUGUCCCUCCUCAUCAACGACACGGAGGAGAACAUCAUGUCCUACCUCCACCGAGGCAUCCUCUACAGCGCCAUGGGCAAAGCCGAGGAUGCUAUCCCGGACUUUGAGAGUGUGUUGAAGCUCAACAAGGACGUAGCCUGUGCCCACGUCAACCUGGGACUGAUCUUCAUGAAGAAGUACGAGAAUUACCACAGGGCAAUAAAAAAGUUCACCUCGGCCAUCAAGGUUGAGCCAACAUAUGUGCGAGCAUAUGUAUGCCGAGGAGAGGCCCACCACAAGAUACAUGAGCUGAGGUUGGCCUUGAGGGAUUUCACACGAGCCAUUCAUCUGAGACCAGACGUCCACCAUUACUACAUGUACCGGGGUCAGCUGGUUCUAGAGAUGGGCAACAUGGAGUUGGCAGCGUUCUGUGUCAGACAUGCCUCUGAGCUGAGCAACGACUCCACCAGCUCUCUAGGACAAAGACCCACCCAGCAGGCCAUCGUACAGUCCUUCCUCAAGAACUAUGACAAGGCUAUCGAUGCCCUGAAGAACGCGACCCGUGUGAAGACUGGCGGCACUCUGUACAUGCUGCUGGGCAAGACGCAGAUGAAGGCGAAGCACUUCAAGGAUGCUAUUAACAGCUUCGAGAUGGCCCUGAUGCAGUUUAAACCGUGGCGGCCACGAGACCCAUGGCCAGCAGAGACGGCGGAAGCUCACUUCCUGUGUGGUGUGUGUCACAACGAGCUGCGCAACUACUUUGAAGCUUAUGAAGCCUUCAAUAGUGCCAUCAAAUUCGAUCCCAACUAUGCUGAGGCGUUCUACCAGCGAGGUCUGGCCAGAAUCAAACUCAAACAGUCCAAGGGCAUCCAAGACUUCAACAGGGCACUGGCAAUCAACCCCAAGAUAUUCCAGGCCUACCUGAGUCGAGCCUGCUACUAUGGGCUGAAGGGGAACUACACCAAGGCUAUCCUCAACUGUAACGAGGCCAUCAAGCUGCAGCCCUACAGUGUCAGGGCCUACCUCUACAGAGGUGCCCUGAAGUAUCACAUCAAGGCAUAUGAACUGGCUAUCCGGGACCUGAGCAAGGCGGCCAGUAUAGACAGCACCUGCCCUCUAGCCUACUUCAACAGGGCAGUGUGCUACCAGGAGAACAAGCAGUACCACAAGGCGCUGAUGGACUAUGGUAUAGUACUGCUGGUGGGAGAACAGCUCAUGUUGAAGGUGUUGAUCAACCGAGGCCUGCUGUACUUUGAGAGGGGGGACUACAGCAACGCGCUGUACGACUUCCAGAUGGCCGCCAAGCUCAGUCCCUGGGACCACCGCAUUCACCACACACUGGGGCUGUGUUUCCACAAACUAGGGCAACUACAGGAAGCCGUGAAGACCUUCUCCCAGUGUAUUCAGCUCAAACAGUUCUUCCUGGACGGCCUCAUCAGCCGUGGCAACGUCUACAUGGACUACGGACAUGACGAGGGACUGAAAUAUGCCAGGCGUGACUAUGAGCGAGCCCUGCUGCUGGACCCGAUGUGCCUGGCUGCUCGGGUCAACCUGGCGUACACGAUGCAGGUAGCGGGCAAACUGAUGCAGGCCUGGAGACACUUCACUGCAGCCAUCACUGUCAAGCCACGGUUCAAACCAGCCUUGGAAGGACGUGCUAUUGUCAACCUACAGAUGAGUGACACCUUCGCAGCAUAUCAGGACAUCAACGCCUCCGUGAAGGUGUCGGCAACGGCAGAACUCCUCACCAACAGAGGUGUCAUCCAGCAGUUCAUGGAUGACCGCGUGAACGCUAUGAAGGACUACCAGGAGGCCAUCAGCCUUGACCCCAGCUACUCCCUCGCCUACUUCAAUGCUGCUAACAUCUACUUCCACACCAGGCACUUCAAGCAGGCGCUGGAGUACUACAGUCGGUGUAUAGAGAACAAUCCCCGAGACGAGUCUGCCUUCCUCAACAGAGCUAUCACCAAGGUUCUCCUGAAGGAUGGCCAGUCUGCACUGUCCGACUUCCGCUCCGCCAUCAAGCUGAGUCCGUACUCGGCCCACAUGUACUUCAACCGCGGCAACCUGUACACCUCCAUGCAGCAGUAUGACAAGGCAGAGAAGGACUACACUAAAGCUCUGAGUCUCCAGCCCGACGAUGCCCUGGUCUUGAAGAGGCGUGCAGAUGUGCGAGGGAAGCAGGGUAAACGUGACCAGGCCGUGGGGGACUACAGGAGAGCCAUAGAGCUGCAGACUCGACCCCAUAAACCUGCUGAGUAGAGCUGCAUCUACCCAGGCAUGCUAUCUCAUAGACCUGUAUGAACGUGUUGGGUGGAGCUGUACAUAUCUACUGACUGGUGGGUGGCACCAAUGAUUUGAAUGUGAAAUCUUGAACCUCUUGGGCAGAGGCCUAUACCUACUGAUUGGCCAGUGAGGUCAGACAUCUGAGGAGACCCCAUACAAUUCUUCAGUUUUGAAGAGAUGUAUGACUACUGAUUGUCUUGUAGACUGAUGUUCCGCAUAUGAUAAGCAUAAACCUGUUUGGAAGAACUCAUACAUCAUGUGAUCUUACAUCGGGGAUGAAUUUGGGACAACACUUAGAGGACUACACCCCACCUAUUGUGUGUGUGUUCCACGUUGACAUGGCAUACAGGUACCAAUUACCCCUCAGUACAGUCAUCAUGGUAUUCUGUUAGAAUGCCGCGAUUUCAUGGCAUAAUAAUGUGAUUAUUUUAAAGAAUCUGUGAUAUCUGUGAUUCUGUGAUAUUGAUGUGGUCGCGGAGGAAUUAUUACCUCAACUUACCCUUUACAAACUCAGAUGUUUUAUUGAUAGGUGUGAUUCCUUUUAUCCAAAAUAUGCUCGUAUCAACGCUGCAGCUGUUAGUUCAAUAGGUUGCAGUUUGGCCAUGUUAUACCACUCAACGUUUUAUAAGGAUAGUGAAUCAUUACUUAUAAUAUCUGUAGAGGAAAGAUCUUAAUGUCCUUAUCAAAAGUUGAGUGGUAUGUUUCAUUAUGGCAAAUAUUCUGUCAGUAUUAAAGGAAUGUGGUGAACAUUUAUGUGGUUUGCCAUUUCUACAGUCACUUCAGCCAAAAUGCAUGCACUACUUAGGCAUCACAUUACACAAUAUUUCAUCCAAAACCCAACCUUCCACAUUCCCUCCUAAAUAAUGUUUACACCCAAACAUUUCGAUUCUAGCAUGUACAGUGUACCAAAUGCCUAAACAGUCAACAUAAUGUUUAUGUGAUGCUAUAUGUUAUAUACAAGUGUUGUUGAUGUGAUUUCCUAUUAAAUAUAUCUUUUGUCUCA